This is a messenger RNA of Acomys russatus (golden spiny mouse), 2366 nucleotides long. It is a transcript of the gene Tgfb2, whose product is annotated as transforming growth factor beta 2. The transcript is spliced from 8 exons. NCBI's taxonomy places the organism in Eukaryota, Metazoa, Chordata, Mammalia, Rodentia, Muridae. The record is from RefSeq and is a predicted model, not a curated record. Gene Ontology annotation, cellular component: extracellular region. Gene Ontology annotation, molecular function: cytokine activity; type II transforming growth factor beta receptor binding; growth factor activity. The coding region runs from base 751 to 2079 and encodes 442 amino acids. Gene Ontology annotation, biological process: SMAD protein signal transduction; regulation of cell population proliferation; BMP signaling pathway.
UGGAGCAAUCCAGCCGGGUGUAGGCCACAGCACGGCCGGCAGGAGCGGGAUCAUCACGGUCUACUCCGGCCUCGGCGGAUCUCCGGGGGCGGACAGUACUCCACCGAGUCUCCGAGUGAGCCUCUCCGGGGCGCAUCUGCUUCCCCGCGGCUCGCCAGGCUCGCCCUCGGCGCGCGCACACGCACGCGCGCACACGAGCACACAUCCACACGCACACUCAUCCACACACGUGUGGAAGGCAGGGCCGAGCCGCUCGGUCUUUGAACAUCUCAGUUAGAGCCGGGAGCAGCCCCAGCAGCCGCUCAGCGCUCCCCGCGGCCCUGCGCAACUCUUGCCAGACCCCGGACCUUCUCGUCUCUUGCCUUUUGGCUGGAGGAUCCGAAUUCAGACCCGCCACUCCGCACCGAGCCUGACACACUGAACUCCAUUUCUUUCUCUUAAGUUUAUUUCUACUUCAGAGCCACUUACCCCCUCCAUUCCAGGGGAAAAAACAAGCCUUUCUUACUCCUUAAAGUGAGAGAUCUCCCCCUCCCCCCCUUGAGCAUCGCAUAUUAAUAUCUCCACGUUGGGAACGCGUUGCAUUUUCUUUUUUAAAGGAAUCCCAGCCAGGGACGUUUUUCUAUUGGGCAUUGACUUUCGACUGCUUUGCAAAAGUUUCGUAUUAAAAAUAACUCUACCUGACUCGCUCUGAGAAUUAUUAGUUUCUUUUUACUUUAAACAACAGCAACAACGUUUCCACCUUUUAAAAACAUGCACUACUGUGUGCUGAGAACCUUUUUGCUCCUGCAUCUGGUCCCAGUGGCGCUCAGUCUGUCUACCUGCAGCACCCUCGACAUGGACCAGUUUAUGCGCAAGAGGAUCGAGGCCAUCCGCGGGCAGAUCCUAAGCAAGCUGAAGCUCACCAGCCCCCCGGAAGACUAUCCUGAGCCGGACGAGGUCCCCCCGGAGGUGAUUUCUAUUUACAACAGUACCAGAGACUUACUGCAGGAGAAGGCAAGCCGGCGGGCAGCCGCCUGCGAGCGGGAGCGGAGCGACGAGGAGUACUAUGCCAAGGAGGUUUAUAAAAUCGACAUGCCGUCCCACUUCCCCUCUGAAACUGUCUGCCCAGUGGUUACAACUCCCUCUGGCUCAGUGGGCAGCUUUUGCUCCAGACAGUCCCAGGUGCUCUGUGGGUACCUUGAUGCCAUCCCGCCCACUUUCUACAGACCCUAUUUCAGAAUUGUGCGCUUUGAUGUCUCAGCAAUGGAGAAGAACGCUUCGAACCUGGUGAAGGCUGAGUUCAGGGUGUUUCGCCUGCAGAACCCCAAAGCCAGAGUGGCUGAACAACGGAUCGAACUGUACCAGAUCCUCAAGUCCAAAGACUUAACAUCUCCAACCCAGCGCUACAUUGAUAGCAAGGUCGUGAAAACAAGAGCAGAGGGUGAAUGGCUCUCCUUCGAUGUGACUGGCGCCGUGCACGAGUGGCUUCACCACAAAGACAGGAACCUGGGAUUUAAAAUAAGUUUACACUGCCCCUGCUGUACCUUCGUACCGUCUAACAAUUACAUCAUCCCGAAUAAAAGCGAGGAGCUUGAGGCGAGAUUUGCAGGUAUCGAUGGCACCUCCAUGUAUGCCAGUGGUGAUCAGAAAACUAUAAAGUCCACUAGGAAAAAAAGCAGUGGGAAGACCCCACACCUCCUGCUGAUGCUGUUGCCGUCCUACAGACUGGAGUCGCAACAGUCCAACCGGCGGAAGAAGCGUGCUUUGGAUGCCGCCUAUUGCUUUAGAAAUGUGCAGGAUAAUUGCUGCCUACGCCCUCUUUACAUUGAUUUCAAGAGGGAUCUUGGAUGGAAAUGGAUCCAUGAACCGAAAGGGUACAAUGCCAACUUCUGUGCUGGGGCAUGCCCAUAUCUGUGGAGCUCAGACACUCAACACACCAGGGUCCUCAGCUUGUACAAUACCAUAAAUCCCGAAGCCUCGGCGUCCCCUUGCUGUGUGUCCCAGGAUCUGGAACCACUGACCAUCCUCUAUUACAUCGGCAAUACACCCAAGAUCGAACAACUUUCCAACAUGAUUGUCAAGUCUUGUAAAUGCAGCUAAGGCCCUCGGAGAAGCCACGGCAGGAAAAACACGGUGACAGCGACGCAUGACGAUGACAAUGAUGAUGAUGAUGACAUUUGUGACACGAGGGAGUUUUGAUUCAUCAGUGUUUUUUAAAAAAAAAAAAGGAGAAAAAGCGGUACUAGUUCAAACAUUUUGCAAGCUUGUGUUCUGUUUGUUAAAACUGGCAUCUGAGAUUGUAGCAUCAACAAAAAACAUGGGAAGGCUUUAGUCAGCAUUUCACCUACUUCAUGAGAGACACAAAAAGAAAACAUCUUUUUUUUUUU